GCCGGCCCCGCGGUCUCGCCCACUGCCCGCACCGGCCGGCCGUAGAGCGGGCACGAUGCUGCCGCCCGCGCCCUCCCGCCUCGGGCUGCUGCUGCUGCUGCUCCUGUGUCCGGCGCACGUCGGCGGACUGUGGUGGGCCGUGGGCAGCCCCCUGGUCAUGGACCCUACCAGCAUCUGCAGGAAGGCCCGGCGGCUGGCAGGACGGCAGGCCGAGUUGUGCCAGGCUGAGCCGGAGGUGGUGGCUGAGCUGGCCCGGGGCGCCCGGCUGGGGGUGCGCGAGUGUCAGUUCCAGUUCCGGUUCCGCCGCUGGAACUGCUCCAGCCACAGCAAGGCCUUUGGGCGCAUUCUGCAGCAGGACAUCCGGGAGACGGCCUUCGUGUUCGCCAUAACGGCCGCGGGUGCCAGCCACGCGGUCACGCAGGCCUGCUCCAUGGGCGAGCUGCUGCAGUGCGGCUGCCAGGCGCCCCGGGGGCGCGCCCCGCCCCGGCCCCCCGGCCUGCCAGGCACCCCGGGCCCCCCCGGCCUCGCGGGAUCCCCGGAUGGCAGCGCCGCCUGGGAGUGGGGAGGCUGCGGCGACGACGUGGACUUCGGGGACGAGAAGUCGAGGCUCUUUAUGGACGCGCGGCACAAGCGGGGACGCGGAGACAUUCGUGCGCUGGUGCAACUUCACAACAACGAGGCGGGCCGGCUGGCCGUGCGGAGCCAUACGCGCACCGAGUGCAAGUGUCACGGGCUGUCGGGCUCGUGCGCGCUGCGCACCUGCUGGCAGAAGCUGCCCCCGUUCCGCGAGGUGGGCGCGCGGCUGCUCGAGCGCUUCCACGGCGCCUCGCGUGUCAUGGGCACCAACGACGGCAAGGCUCUGCUGCCCGCCGUCCGCACUCUCAAGCCGCCGGGCCGCGCCGACCUGCUCUACGCCGCCGAUUCGCCCGACUUCUGCGCCCCCAACCGGCGCACCGGCUCGCCGGGCACGCGCGGCCGCGCCUGCAACAGCAGUGCCCCGGACCUCAGCGGCUGCGACCUGCUGUGCUGCGGCCGCGGGCACCGCCAGGAGAGCGUGCAGCUCGAGGAGAACUGCCUGUGCCGCUUCCACUGGUGCUGCGUGGUGCAGUGCCACCGCUGCCGCGUGCGCAAGGAGCUCAGCCUCUGCCUCUGAGCCGCCGCUCGGCUCUCCAAACUGCGCGCAGAGCCGCCUCUCGGCACCUGGGGGACCUCUGGGCUCCAGCAGGGGGCGCUUCCAGGCCCAGCUUCCCCUUGCGCCAGUCCAUCUUCCUGGCCUCUGUAAACCGUGGGGCAGGGGGACCCGCCCAUGAAGGCCCAGGGCACCGGAGGGGCCCCCGAAAGGCGUUCUGGGGGCUCUUGGGGGAGACUAUACAGGCCCUCUGUCUCCUUGGCCCCCAGAUGGAAACCAAAGAGCCAGUCUCUAGGCCUCUGGAUGCAGGGCGCCUCAGAACUGCUGGCCGUGGGGUGGGUGGGUGAGUUUAGCAUCAAUAAAGAUAUUUAAACCAAUAGGUCUGGGCCCACAGUUUAGGAGGGGGGCUGGUCUCCCGCGGGCUGCCAUGGGGCCAGGCUCUGGAAGGAGUGUGUGAAGGGAGAUGGUUUUAACAGAACCAGCAUCUCAGGGGUCAUCGUGGGUCCCUCUCUUCCCUCCACCAGACUGGGCUCUCCUGGCAACCGUGGUGAAGAGUGCCGAAUCUCUCCCUUGGCAUCCUUGUCACACAGCUAGGGCCUGGCUCUGCAAGCUGGGGAAGAACUAGCAAUUCUUUAAAGGAGCAGACUGAAAGGGUCCAAGAAAAGAAGACCAGAACCUCUGGGGGUGUACUCAGCUCUCAGUUCAGCCCUCGUGUUAAUUCUAGGGGAGUGUGACAAUUUUAUCUGCUCUUCUGUUUCUGUGACCCUUGGGGAAUUCGAGGGUAGACUUUUAGGGCCACCCAAGCUCAUAGGAUUAAAGCACUUUAUAAACUGUAGAAUGUGAUGAAAGUAUGUUAUUAGUAACAUCAGACUUUGUUACCAUCGAAACUAACUCCAGCCCCAUUAACAUUGAAGAGACUGCCCAGAACAGCAUUCUAAUCACACUUGGAGGAAGUCCAAGCAAAGUUGUCCCAAGGUUUGUCUUGGCACCUAACCACAUUUCCUUCCUUCUGGUUCUUUUUCGGGAAGCUGAUGGUGAGGAUGAAAGGACAGAGAGGAAAGGUUUGGGGUUCUGGGUUCUCCAGAGAUGAACCUCAUGCCACCAUUUUCCUCCAGAGAGAAUGGGGGAAUGUGUAACCAAAUGGCUGGGACUCAGAGCCCCCAAUCUGCCCACAGUCCAAACACUGCAGUGGGGAAUGACUCUCCAUCAAGGCACGUAGGGCAGAGUAUCAGCUUUGGAUUCAGGUGCUCUGGGUCUGAAGCUGGUGCGGCUGCAUAGAAGUUUACAAUAUAGCCCAUGUUAGCCUCAGUUUCUUUACCUAUACAAUGGGAUUAUCAUCCUGUUUCUGUUAUCCUUUGCUGCAUAACAAACAACCCUAAAGUAAUUAUUUCUUAUGAUCCUUUAGGUCAGGAAUUUAUCAGAACUCAGCUUGGUGAUCCUGCUCUUAUGGCAGAACUAUUGGCUGUGGUCAUUCACUUGGCUGCAUUCUGCUGGUGGCUGGGCUGGGCUGGAGAGUCCAAGAGGCUUCAUUCGUAUAUGUCCAGUGCCUCGGAGCUUCUCCAGCCUUCUUCCCUCCAUGUGGCUAGCCACGGCCUGGUGGCCUCAAUGUAAUCAGACUUGUUACAUAAGGCUGGCUUUCAAAAUAGAUUGUGCCAAACUUGAAGGCAGAAGCUGCAAAUCUUAAGGUCCAGCCCUGGAAGUUACACAGCAUCACUGUCACUCCCUAUUGGUUGACAAAAGUCACAGAACCAGCCAAAAUUCAAGGGAAGGGCAAAUAGACUCCACCUCUCAGUGGAAGAGUGGCAAAGAAUUUGCAGCCAUCAUAAUCCAUCCCACAUCCUCAUAGAAUUGUGAGAGGAUUUUUUUGAGAUAUGAGAAUCACUUAGCAUUUGGCAAAAUAACUUAUGUCAACGUUAUGUUUAAUAAAUGGUAGUUACUCUGAGAAUGAGGAUAGAGCUGAUGUUUUGCAGGUGUUAGGUAGGCCCUGAUUGCAAAUGAAGAUACCCAACUCAAACCAGCUUAGGA
This is a messenger RNA of Diceros bicornis minor, 3154 nucleotides long. It is a transcript of the gene WNT6, whose product is annotated as Wnt family member 6. Gene Ontology annotation, molecular function: frizzled binding; cytokine activity. Gene Ontology annotation, cellular component: extracellular region. The transcript has 4 exons. The record is from RefSeq and is a predicted model, not a curated record. The coding region runs from base 56 to 1153 and encodes 365 amino acids. Gene Ontology annotation, biological process: canonical Wnt signaling pathway; multicellular organism development; neuron differentiation. NCBI's taxonomy places the organism in Eukaryota, Metazoa, Chordata, Mammalia, Perissodactyla, Rhinocerotidae.